GAGCUCCGAGCCCGCUCCGCCGGGCCAUGGCGAGCGGCGACGCCGCGCCCGCGGGCUCGGGCUCCGGCUCGGGCUCGGGCACGGUGCUGCCCAGCCGCCUCCAGGAGACCGAGAAGCUGCUGGCGGCCACCGAGGGCCGGGAGGGCCUCCGGGGCUCCAAGUCGUUCACGGCCGCUCUGGCCGGCGAGGCGGAGCGCAACGGGCACGGGCUCUCCUACAAGUCGGUGUCGGUCGGGCACCUGGAGGCGGCCCCGCUGUCGCCGUCCCGGCUCAGCCUGGGCAGAGCCUCCUCCACCGCCACCAGCACGGCGGCUCCCGACCAGGGCCGCCCGCGGGACUACCUGGUGCUCGCCAUCUUCUCCUGCUUCUGCCCCGUUUGGCCCAUCAACGUGGUGGCCCUCGUCUUCUCCAUCAUGUCGCGGAACAGUGGGCAGCAGGGGGACAUGGAUGGAGCCCGGCGCCUGGGCCGCAUGGCCCGCCUGCUCAGCAUCGUCUCCAUCGUGCUGGGGACCAUCAUCAUCGUGCUCUACGUCUCGCUCAGCGUCCGAGUUUCCUAGAAGACGUAGCAUGCAGCUGCCUCGAAGAGGAGGAAGACAGCGCUCCUUUUGGGGUUUUUUACUUUCAGCCUUGCAACAAAAACUUGUGACAGCGGAGCCCGUCUGGAGGAAUGUGCGUGGCUGCUCCAC
Numida meleagris (helmeted guineafowl) is the source of this 686-nucleotide messenger RNA. It is a transcript of the gene TRARG1, whose product is annotated as tumor suppressor candidate 5. The transcript is spliced from 3 exons. NCBI's taxonomy places the organism in Eukaryota, Metazoa, Chordata, Aves, Galliformes, Numididae. Gene Ontology annotation, cellular component: membrane. Bases 27 to 557 code for a protein of 176 amino acids. The record is from RefSeq and is a predicted model, not a curated record.